GUGUGCAGUGAAUGAAGAGCUCUUUAAACACGGCAGUGGAAACUUGUGAAACAUCUGUCAGUCUGUGUGUUAUUCCACAAACUUCUGCUUUGACCUGCAGACCAAACACACACUCCUGUCAGUAACUGCCUGUCAAGAUUUCAUGAAACAAUGGCAGAACUAAACGCCAGCAUCAACGGAUCAACUGGAGGAGAUUAUUAUAUCAACAGAUCAACUGGAGGAGAUAUUAAAGAUGAAUGGAGUCGCCAGAUGAAUGAAUUUCUCAACAAACUUGAUGAUGCACAACAAUUAAUUAUCUGGAUCAUUUCACCCAUCGAGAUUGUAAUCAUGAUCUUAACUCUGUGUGCGUUGUGUGCUCUUCUCAAAUCUCAGCGCUCCACUCCAGUUUUUGUUAUUCACUUGAUUCUGUCAGAUCUCAUUCAGAUCAUUUGUAAAUUAAUAUGGUCAUUCACAAAGUCACGGGAGCUGAAUAAGGCAUAUAUUUAUGGUUUUAUUGCGGGUCUGUAUUUUAUGGCAUGUGUUGCUCUUGAACGAUAUCUUCUGGUUUCUCAUCCUAUCUGGUACAGAACUCAUCAUUCACUGAAAGUCUGCUGUGUUAUUUCUGUAAUCGUCUGGUUUGUUCCUCUGAUCUUUGCAGACGUUAACUCCAAUUAUCUGUUUAGCUCUCUGCCCGUAUCGAUCGCCUGUUUAAUCCCCUACCCGAUAAUCAUUCUGUUUUUUAUCGGCACUUGUCGCGGUCUUUCACGCGCAAUAUCUCUUACUUCUGUAAAGCGCAAAAAGAUUUUGGGCAGUUUGUUUCUGGUGCUUCUGACUUACACUUUUCUCAUUCUCCCCUUCAUAAUCAUGACCUUUUUUAUAAAAUAUAUUGGUUACAGUUCCACUUACGCAAUGUUAUUGCACAAUAUAUUUUGGUAUUUUUCUGAAUAUCUCCUGUUCCUGAACCCGCUGGCUGACUGUGUCCUGUACAUGUUCAUCAGGCCUGAUGUCGGAGGGUUAAUGAAGUCUGUUCACUGCUGUUGUAGAACCGACACACAUCAGGAUUCGACACACACACGGGACGAACACUCUGGAGACAGUAGUGCAGCGUUUGCCUGCUGUGUUUCAGUGCUAAAGCCUGCGUCUCAUUCACGGACCUGCACUUCAGUUUCAACAUCUGCACAUACAUGAAGUCAAUGCCAUUCUGUUCACUCACACACCCUUCCUUUCUAUGGCAUUCAGCUUUAUUAGAGACAACUCUUGAUUCAUCAAACUCUAAACUCAAUUGCUCUGUUUGCGGCCCAUAAAACAAAUGCGGUGAACAGAGUUUUAUUAAAGAUGUGUUGAUGUAGUGUUGAUGCUUCUGCUGGCGUUCGGGAUCAGCAGGACUUUAUCAUACGAUGGAGAGGAGGGGGUGUAUAAAGCACGGUUUAUUCUCACUUCAUUCCCCCAGAUCAACAACAUCAAGUAGUUUCAGCUCGCAGUCUUGCUCGUGUUCCUAAUGCAUGCACAUUAUACUCGUUUUACCAAAUAACUACUAUUCACACUGUUACAAAGAUAGUCCACUCAAAAACUGACAUAAUGUACAUAUACUCUCAUGUCAAUCAAAAGAUGAAUAACUUUCUUUCUUCUGUGGAACAUAAAAGACAAUAUUGUGAGAUUUUUUGUCCAUACAUUAGAAGUCAGUGGACAGUUUCGGGUGAACUAUCCC
Pimephales promelas (fathead minnow) is the source of this 1687-nucleotide messenger RNA. RefSeq lists its product as uncharacterized. Lineage: Eukaryota; Metazoa; Chordata; Actinopteri; Cypriniformes; Leuciscidae. Gene Ontology annotation, biological process: G protein-coupled receptor signaling pathway. Gene Ontology annotation, molecular function: G protein-coupled receptor activity. The record is from RefSeq and is a predicted model, not a curated record. Gene Ontology annotation, cellular component: plasma membrane.